This is a messenger RNA of Striga asiatica, 1883 nucleotides long. Lineage: Eukaryota; Viridiplantae; Streptophyta; Magnoliopsida; Lamiales; Orobanchaceae. The record is from the annotation of a GenBank genome assembly.
UUUUAUGUUUGUCUUGAAGUUCCAAUUUUCUUUGUGAAAAUCAAGCAUACGCAUGUGAGGAACAAAUGUACUUGCUUUGCAUUUCAUACAAUUUGUAUUGUUUUCAUGAACUCUCCUGUGGAACUCCUUUUUGGUUUUUGAUUCUUGAUGAAAUAAUAACUUUUUUUCAUUUCCAUCAAUUGGGAGAAGUUGGAUGUGUAGAUAUAUGAAUCUUUGAGCUGAAAAUUUUACUAGAAAGCAAUUACUCCUUCAAUCCAUGCUAAGAGGUUAAAUUUUUUUGGAGUAUAGAGUUGCAACAAAGGAUGGGCGCCUGCGUAUCAUCUCCAUACAUAGCAACGAGACCAUCUUCAAAGACGAUAAAAGUGAGGAGAAAGCGGAUCGGACGGUCCAAAAAGCGCCACAUCAGCGAUGGGAAUAGGAAAGGGAAUAGUGAUGUGGGACGUGUGGCCAUGACAGAAUAUGUUCACACGACUACAACUACUUGCAGACGAUCGGCCGUCUCAAACUCCACCUUCCAUCUCACUCAGUUGCAGUGGCAGAUUGAUUCAAAUGAUUUAUUUCCUGAUAUGGCAACUGGGCAAGUGCUCCAAUACGAAACCUCGUCAUGCUUUAUGGACAACAAGUGUAAUUUCAAAGAGUACCAUGAAAAGUACCUAAAAAUUGACAACAACCAAACGGGAGAGAUCUUCUUGAGCAAAGACCGUGUCUCGGAUCCCAACAGUUUCUUGUUAACAGACGCACAACAGAAAGAGCUUCCAAGCCUUGUAAUGAGGGAGGAAAAGAAAAAACUUGAUAAAGUCUUUUUGAGCUUUAAUGGACUGAGGGUCGAAAAGAGUUCUGUUGAGGAAAAGAAUCAAGGGACUUUGUUUAAGUCGGUUUUACCUCAUAAGGUCCCAUCCUUGAGCUUCAAUGACAAGAUCUUCUCAACUAUGAGUUGGGACCCACAGUCUCAUAAGAAGCCGUCCACAGUCAUAAGGCUCUCUAUCACGAGGAAAUCUGUCGAGGAAAAUGAAAUAAAAGCAUUUCGUACUUCAACACAGUAUCUUUACCGUCCUAGAGCUGGCCUACUCAUCCCAUGCUCGACCAAUGGGAAACCAACACCUGGCACUUGGUCCGUGAUAGAGCCUUCAACCUUCAAACUUCGUGGAGAGAGCUACUUCAGAGAUAAGAAGAAGUCUCCUGCUCCUAACGUCUCUCCUUACACUCCAAUCGGUGUUGAUUUAUUUGUGAGCCCGAGAAAGAUCAAUCACAUUGCUCAACACCUUGACCUUCCUCCCUUGGAAGAAAAUGAAAAAGCACCUUCUCUUCUAAUUGUCAACAUUCAGCUUCCCACUUAUACACCUCCCAUGUUUCUUGGUGAUGGUGAUGGGGAGGGUUUGAGCCUCGUUCUCUACUUUAAGCUUUCCAAAACUUUCGAGAGAGAUGUAUCUCCCCAAUUUCAAGACAGUAUUAAGAAAUUUGUGGAUGAUGAGAUGGAAAACGUGAAAGGGUAUACAAAAAGUUCUUUUGUGUCCUUUCGGGAGAGGUUAAAAAUUAUGGUUGGUGUGGUAAAUCCAGACGACCUUGCUGCGACUGUCACAGAGAGAAAGCUUUUAGCUGCGUACAAUGAAAAGCCAGUCCUUUCUCGACCUCAACACGAAUUUUAUGAGGGUCCCGGUUACUUCGAGAUUGACCUUGACAUUCACCGAUUUAGCUACAUAGCAAGAAAGGGGCUUGAAGCCUUCCAUGAACGUUUAGGCAGUGGAAUUCUAGAUCUCGGCUUGACAAUUCAGGCGCAAAAGCCAGAAGAACUACCAGAGGAAGUUCUUGCAUGUGUGAGAUUGAACAAGAUCGAUUUCGCGAACUAUAACCAAAUACCGAGAAUUGUGAGGCUUGAUGAUGAU